This is a messenger RNA of Dromiciops gliroides (monito del monte), 828 nucleotides long. Its product is annotated as N-lysine methyltransferase KMT5A-like. Lineage: Eukaryota; Metazoa; Chordata; Mammalia; Microbiotheria; Microbiotheriidae. The coding region runs from base 1 to 828 and encodes 275 amino acids. The transcript has a single exon. The record is from RefSeq and is a predicted model, not a curated record. Gene Ontology annotation, molecular function: histone H4K20 methyltransferase activity; protein binding.
AUGAAAUCCAAAACUCAGCUAGGUAGAGCAGGGAGGAGAAGGAGAAGAAGCAGCAGUAGCAGCAGCAGCAGAAAAAUCCAGAUGUUUCUUCCUCGCACUCGGAGCGAAGCCUUGAAGGCCAAGGCCCAGGCCCAGGCCCAGGCCCUGGCAAAGGCGCCCCCACUGGCUGCCGAUGGCGCCUCCCGCUCCGUGACGGUGGCCUCCAGCAGCUCCAAGCCUGGAGCAGACCCAGGCAAGCAGGGGGUCGGGAGGCCCAGAUCCCCGAGUAAGCCCACGCUAAAGGCCAAGGACCCGUCUCGGCACCGCAAGGUAACUGACUAUUUCCCAGUGCGGCGGAGCACUAGAAAGAAUUGCGGGGAGCUGCGUACUGAGGCCAGGAUAAGGCUCAACGAGCUGAUCAAGAGCGGGAAGGAGGAGGGCAUGCGGGUCGGUAUCUUUGACGGGAAAGGCCGCGGAGUGAUCACCACCAGGCCCUUCAGACGGGGCGACUACGUGGUGGAGUACCACGGGGACCUCAUCGACUUGGCGGCUGCCAAGAAGCGAGAAGCCCGCUAUGCAAAGAAUCCUGCCACCGGCUGCUACAUGUACUAUUUCCAUUAUCGGAGCAAAGGCUACUGCGUAGAUGCCACCAAAGAAUCCGGCCGCCUGGGACGGCUCAUCAACCACAGCAAGAGCGGUAACUGUCAGACCAAACUGCAUCCCAUUGAUGGCGUCCCUCAUCUCAUCGUGAUCGCCACCCGGGACAUCGAGGUAGGCGAGGAGCUGCUUUAUGACUAUGGGGACAGAAGUAAGGCCUCCUUGGAGGCCUACCCCUGGCUGAAAUACUAA